AUGCUCUGGCUGGAUAUUACCCACCACCCCAGGCAGGCACCCUCGGUGCGGCUCAUGGGACGCUACCUGCUGCCUCCCUGCAAGCAGCGCUGGCACACCUGUGCGGCGUUCCUGCCCCAGGGAGGGCUCCUGGUCUGCGGGGACCGCCGGGGCUCCCUCGUCCUCUUCCCCUGCAGCAGCAACUCACGGGAUGGCGUCUACCGCCAGCUCCGCCUGGAGGGCCAGCAGCUGGAGGUCCUGCGGAAGCACAGGCCCUGCAAAGGGCUGCAGUGGAUCGAGGAGCUGCGCUUUACCCAGGACGGGGACUUGCUUGUGCUGGGCUUUCACGCUGACAAUUUUGUGGUGUGGAGCAGCAAGACCGGCGACAACCUCCACUGCAUCCCCUGCGGCGGGGGGCACCGUUCCUGGAGCUACUGCAGCAGCCCCUCAGCCGAGGCCUUUGCCUUCGUCAAGUGCGGGGAUGUGAUGCUGUACCACCACGAGGCCAAGCCCUGUGAGCAGCAGGUGCUCCUGGCGUCCCUGCACGGGCGGGAGAUAGCCUGCGUGCGACGCCUGGGGGCAGUGGAGGUGCCCGGCCACACCACCCUUAAUGUCUUUGUCACCGGCAGUGAGGACACCACGGCCUGCGUCCUGGUGCUCAGUGAGUGCUCCCGGAUGGCUGUGCCCCUUGCCCGGCUCAGCGACCACAUCUCCAGUGUGAGGGCACUGGCAGUGGCCAGCCCCACAGGACCCAGCGACAAGGACUUGGGUGACGAGGGCUUGUCCACCCUGCUCUUCUCUGCGGGCGGCCGGGCACAGAUUGAGUGCUACCGGCUGCUGUGUGCCAGGGACACAACCUCCGACAGUGCUGUGGCCUGCCAGGUCAUCCAUGUGGCCUCCCACCGGCUGGACGAGCACUGGGAGCGGAAGAAGAACAGGCAUAGGCUUGUCAAGAUGGACCCAGAAACGAGGUACAUGUCCCUCUCGGUUGUGCCUGGGACCACCACAGAGCAGCUGCCGACGCCCUGGAAGUUUCUCUCAGCCGCAUGCAGUGACGGAUCGGUCCGGGUCUUUGGGCUGCUGGAGGCCGCCCGGAAGCUGGUGCUAGUGGCGGAGUCAUUUCACCACCAACGCUGUGUGCUGAAGGGAGAAAUCAGUCUGUGGGAACUGUUCUGCCGCUUCCCUGAGUAUUGGAGGCACCUCCUGUGCAGUGCGGCCACCGAUGGCAGCGUCGCCUUCUGGGACAUCACCAGCCCCAUUGCGGAUGCAGUGGAUGCCCUGCACCGAGCAGAGGGAGAGAUGCAGCCCCUGGCCCUGGGUACCCCGCUGCUCACCGUCAUGGCCCACAGCUGUGGUGUGAACAGCCUCCAUGUCUGCGAGACACCAGAGGGACAGUACCUGGUGGCCAGUGGCAGCGAUGAUGGCUCCAUCCACGUUUGCCUGCUGGAGGUGGCCCUGGACAGGGAUAAGGGCACAGCAGGGACCUGCCUGCGUCUCCUGGAGCAGGUGGCCAGGCCCUGCGCCCAUGCUGCCCACGUGACAGGGAUCCGGGUGCUGCGUCUGGACCUGCUGCUCUCUGCCUCAGUAGACCAGCGCCUGACACUGUGGCGCCGAGGCCCGGGCAGGCUGGACGCGCUCAGCACCACUUUCUUCCAUGUGCCCGACCUGGCAGAGUUGGACUGCUGGGAGGUGGCAGAGGCUGGCGGGGAGCUGCGCUACUACUGCAUACUCUGCGGGCAGGGCCUGGAGAUGCUGUGCGGGAUGGCCCCCACUGAGCCCCUGCCACCAGAGGCUCCCCAGUAA
Molecule: messenger RNA, 1782 nt
Organism: Phaethon lepturus (White-tailed tropicbird)
Lineage: Eukaryota; Metazoa; Chordata; Aves; Phaethontiformes; Phaethontidae
Gene: WDR6
Product: WD repeat domain 6
Exons: 7
Coding region: 1-1782 (593 amino acids)
Biological process (GO): tRNA methylation
Cellular component (GO): cytoplasm
Molecular function (GO): protein binding
Source: RefSeq, a predicted model, not a curated record